CUUUUCGUUCGAAGUCGAUCGAGGGACGACAAACACAACGCUCGACAAAAUGUUAGGAAUGUCAACGAGAUCAAUUGUUCGUCGAGCCCUUGCUACACGACCUAUUCAGGGUGUCGCUGCCCGGCCAUGUAUUCGUUCAUCCAUCCCUCUCCUGCAAUCACCGCAAUCAAGAACGAACGCAUCCUCAACAACCGAUCCAAAGCCAGACCCAGCCGCCGAGCCAGAAUCCCCCAAACCCAAACCGAAAUCCAAGAAACCCAAACCAAAUUUCCUCGUUACAACCGUCGCCCUCUUCUGCAUCCUCUCCGGCUUAACAGCAACAGGCUACGCACUCUACGACCACUACUUCAACUUCCCCUACCCCUUCCCCGCCCCCAUCGCCGAACAACUCCGGAAAGCGAUUUAUUGGCAUAAACAUGGUGAUGAUAUUCCGAAAGCACUCGAGCAUUAUCGGAAAGCGUUGAGGAUGAUUGAUGAGCUUGCGGAGGGGGAGGAAGGGGAGGGGGCGGGGAUGGAUAAGGGGAGUGAUGCGGUGACGGGGGUGAAGAUACAGAUUGCGGGGGUGUAUGAGGAGAUUGAACGACCUGAGCGGGCUCUGCAGAUUUAUACCACGGUUCUUUACGAGCUGCAAAAAGCCAUCGCGGAACUUCCUUCGAAACCCUUGGGUGAGAAAGAAACCCCGGCGGAUCGCGAAGCGGAUCGCUUGAGAAUGCAAAAACGCGCCGUCAGCGUCGCGCUCAAAACGGGACAAAUCAGAGCCGACAUGAGCGACGACGACGAAGCAGAGAAAAUCCUGACGUGGGCGGUCCAAACCAUGCUCACCGAAACGAACAAGAACCCUACGCCCGGGAUCUGGAUGACGACGGAAGAAAUGGGCGGGACGCUCGAAUCCUUGGCGCACUUUUACUUGGAGAGGGGAAAAGCGGCAUUGGCGACCCCCUUGUUCGUCGCGGCGUAUAACAUGAGCGAGAAGGAGCCUACGUGUCAUAGCGUGGUACUUAUGAACUCCAUCUCUGGCUCAAUCAGCGAACUCCCCGCCAAAUCCCCCAAAUCCAUCGCGCUUCGCUCCCGUGACGCCCGCGCAUGGUCUACCAAUGCCAUCGACCUCGCACAACGUCUUGAUCCCAACAGCCUUGAUCCGGAGUGUGCGGAGGGGUGUGCCGUCGCCGCAUUCAAUUUGGGGAUGAUUGCGGAGAUGGAGGGGGGGUUGGAGGGUGCGAGGAAGUGGUUUAGGGAGAGUUUGAGGAGGAGUAGGGAGGUUGGGUUUAAGGAGGGGGUUGUGCAGGGGAUGCAUGCGUUGGAGAGGGUUGUGGAGGGGAAGAAGGCAAAGCUUGAUACGGUUGCUUGAGCUCGUGAAGGAAGGGCUGGGCUCGGCGGUUGCAAUUGGAGGAAGUGAGGUGGAAAAGAGCUGGUUUGGGUUUAUAGACGAAUAUCAAAUAACAUAUUCUAUCUCAACUUGACUUGCACAGUCC
Messenger RNA from Saitoella complicata NRRL Y-17804, 1472 nucleotides. RefSeq lists its product as uncharacterized. The transcript has a single exon. The record is from RefSeq and is a predicted model, not a curated record. Gene Ontology annotation, cellular component: i-AAA complex. Gene Ontology annotation, biological process: protein quality control for misfolded or incompletely synthesized proteins. Gene Ontology annotation, molecular function: misfolded protein binding. Bases 50 to 1348 code for a protein of 432 amino acids. Lineage: Eukaryota; Fungi; Ascomycota; Saitoellomycetes; Saitoellales; Saitoellaceae.